Molecule: messenger RNA, 3352 nt
Organism: Solea senegalensis (Senegalese sole)
Lineage: Eukaryota; Metazoa; Chordata; Actinopteri; Pleuronectiformes; Soleidae
Gene: ap1b1
Product: adaptor related protein complex 1 subunit beta 1
Exons: 24
Coding region: 101-3103 (1000 amino acids)
Biological process (GO): vesicle-mediated transport; intracellular protein transport
Cellular component (GO): membrane coat; clathrin adaptor complex
Molecular function (GO): clathrin binding
Source: RefSeq, a predicted model, not a curated record
CACAAGUGUCCGGGCGCUAGCUGACACUGACAGCACCACACACCGCUAGCCGUUAGCCCUUAGCACCUGCUUCAUUCAUCGCAAGCUAACUACCGCUAACAUGCAGGAAUGGGCGAAUCAUCUCUGCGAGAAUCGACAAUUUGGAUCCAAAAUGACGGACUCCAAGUACUUCACCACCACCAAGAAAGGUGAGAUCUUUGAGCUGAAGGCUGAGCUCAACAGUGACAAGAAAGAGAAGAAGAAAGAAGCUGUAAAGAAGGUCAUUGCCUCUAUGACAGUUGGCAAGGAUGUCAGUGCUCUAUUCCCAGAUGUUGUGAACUGCAUGCAGACAGACAACCUGGAACUGAAAAAGCUGGUCUACCUCUACCUGAUGAACUAUGCCAAGAGUCAGCCAGACAUGGCUAUCAUGGCUGUGAACACCUUUGUAAAGGACUGUGAAGAUCCCAACCCUCUCAUCCGGGCUCUUGCUGUGCGUACAAUGGGCUGCAUCCGUGUGGACAAGAUCACAGAGUACCUCUGUGAGCCACUGAGGAAAUGUCUAAAGGACGAAGACCCGUAUGUGAGGAAGACGGCUGCUGUGUGUGUAGCAAAGCUCCAUGAUAUCAAUGCUCAGUUGGUGGAGGACCAAGGCUUCCUGGACACCCUUAAAGACCUCAUCUCUGACUCCAACCCAAUGGUUGUAGCAAAUGCCGUGGCAGCGCUGUCUGAGAUAGCGGAGUCUCAUCCCAACAGUAAUCUGAUGGACCUGAACCCUCAAACCAUUAACAAGUUGUUGACCGCUUUAAAUGAGUGUACAGAGUGGGGACAGAUAUUCAUUCUUGACUGCCUGGCCAAUUACACACCUCGUGAUGACCGUGAGUCCCAAAGCAUCUGUGAGCGUGUGACGCCAAGGCUCUCACACGCCAACUCUGCCGUGGUGUUGUCGGCAGUUAAAGUUUUAAUGAAGUUUAUGGAGAUGCUGCCCAAAGACUUGGACUACUAUGGCACCCUGCUGAAGAAGCUCGCACCUCCGCUGGUCACUCUCCUUUCUGCUGAGCCCGAGUUGCAAUAUGUGGCUCUUAGAAACAUCAAUCUCAUCGUUCAGAGGCGCCCAGAGAUCCUGAAACAUGAGAUGAAGGUUUUCUUUGUAAAAUAUAAUGACCCAAUUUAUGUCAAACUGGAGAAACUGGACAUCAUGAUUCGUCUGGCAUCUCAAGCCAACAUCGCUCAGGUUCUGGCUGAGCUGAAGGAAUACGCCACUGAGGUGGACGUGGACUUUGUUAGGAAAGCGGUCAGAGCCAUUGGCCGCUGUGCCAUCAAAGUAGAGCAAUCAGCAGAGCGCUGUGUCAGCACACUGUUGGACCUCAUCCAGACCAAGGUCAACUAUGUGGUGCAGGAGGCCAUUGUGGUCAUCAAGGACAUCUUCCGAAAAUACCCCAACAAGUAUGAGAGUGUCAUCGCCACACUGUGUGAAAACCUGGACUCCCUAGAUGAGCCGGAAGCACGUGCUGCCAUGAUCUGGAUUGUUGGCGAAUAUGCUGAGCGUAUUGACAAUGCUGAUGAGCUGCUGGAGAGCUUUCUGGAGGGUUUCCAUGAUGAAAGCACUCAGGUGCAGUUGCAGCUGUUGACGGCCAUCGUCAAGUUGUUCUUGAAAAAGCCUACUGAGACCCAGGAGCUGGUGCAGCAGGUGCUGAGCCUGGCCACACAGGAUUCUGAUAACCCAGACCUCAGGGACCGUGGUUACAUCUACUGGCGUCUGCUCUCCACUGAUCCUGUGGCUGCCAAGGAGGUGGUUCUGGCUGAGAAGCCCCUGAUCUCGGAGGAGACGGAUCUGAUUGAGCCCACAUUGCUGGAGGAGCUUAUCUGCCACAUUGGUACUCUGGCCUCUGUCUACCACAAGCCUCCGAGUGCCUUUGUCGAGGGCAGCCGUGGUGUUCAGCACAAGAGACUCCCCGGCAGUGCUGGAUCUGGGGAGAGCGAGAGCCCAGAUGCUGGUUCUGCUGGCGGAGUUUCUGAAGCCCCCCCUGCUGUCAUCCCAUCCCAGGGAGACCUGCUGGGUGAUCUUCUUAAUCUGGACCUGACACCUCCUACCGCCACAGGACCACCACCGCCCUCAUCUGGCAUGCAGAUGGGUGCCAUGGACCUUCUUGGAGGAGGACUAGACAGCCUGAUGGGGGAUGAGUCUGAGCCGCCGCACAUUCCCCCGCGGACGCACACUCCUCAGUCACCUCAGCUCCCACAUCAGUCCCCAUCGCCCCCAGAUUACAGCCCCACCGAGCUCGGUGGAGACCUUGGAGGAAGUCCAGCUAUGGGCUCUGGUUUCGGUGGUCCUCCCGCUGCAAUGCCGGCAUCUUUCAGUGCCCCGGUUAGCGGUGGUCUGGAUGACCUGUUUGACCUCGGCGGUGGAGUUGGUAUGCCCAUGGGGGCCUACAGUCCUCCUAAAACAAUUUGGCUUCCUGCCAUGAAGGCCAAGGGUCUGGAGAUAUUGGGCACUUUUGCCCGCCGUGCCGGGGUCAUCCAAAUGGAGAUGACCCUCACCAAUAAAGCGAUGAGUGUUAUGAGUGAUUUUGCCAUCCAGUUCAACAGAAACAGCUUUGGUCUUGCUCCAGCUGGUCCACUUCAGGUUCUUACUCCUCUGAGCCCAAACCAGAGUAUUGAAGUGGCUCUGCCCCUCAAUACUGUGGGACCCAUCAUGAAGAUGGAGCCUUUGAAUAACCUGCAGGUGGCUGUUAAGAACAACAUUGACGUAUUCUACUUCAGCUGCCAGUACCCCAUCAGCAUGCUGUUUGUAGAGGACGGGACAAUGGAUCGACAGGUGUUCCUCGCCACAUGGAAAGACAUUCCGAAUGACAAUGAGGCCCAGUUUCAGAUCAAAGACUGCCACCUCAACUCAGAUGCGGCUUCUAACAAACUGCAGGGUAGUAACAUCUUCACCAUAGCCAAGCGUACAGUGGAAGGUCAGGACAUGCUCUAUCAAUCCAUAAAACUCACCAAUGGCAUCUGGGUGCUGGCUGAGCUGAAGGUGCAGGCGGGAAACCCAAACUUCAUGGUUUCUCUCAAGUGCAGAGCUCCGGAGGUUUCCCAGUGUGUGUUCCAGAGCUACGAGGCUGUGCUGAAGAACUGAAAAAAAGAGAAACAAGCACACAAGGACCAGCCCGCCGCCCGCUGCCCUGAGACCCCCCUAUCACCUCCCCUCACUCUCCCCCUCACCUGACCCAUGGACCAUUUCAGAACCUCACGCAGCACAGGAGCCACUUCCUGCACUCUGUAUGUCAUCCAGCUAUUUAUUUAGGAUGGUUAAUGAGCUGCUGUCUCAUUGUGGACGGCCUUGUUUAUUCACAUGAAUUGUCUGAAUAAACGCUUCCCCUCUCUC